CCUCCCCGCCUGCGCGCCCGCCCCAGCUAUCAUGGCGGCUCCCUUGGCCCUGGUGCUGGUGGUGGCUGUGACCGUGCGGGCGGCCUUGUUCCGCUGCAGCUUGGCCGAGUUCAUUUCCGAGCGGGUGGAGGUGGUGUCUCCACUGAGCUCUUGGAAAAGAGUGGUUGAAGGCCUCUCACUGUUGGACUUGGGAGUGUCUCCAUAUUCUGGAGCAGUAUUCCAUGAAACUCCAUUAAUAAUAUACCUUUUUCAUUUCCUGAUUGACUAUGCUGAAUUGGUAUUUAUGAUAACUGACGCACUCACUGCUAUUGCCCUGUAUUUUGCAAUCCAGGACUUCAAUAAACUUGUGUUUAAAAAGCAGAAACUUCUCUUAGAACUGGACCAGUAUGCCCCAGAUGUGGCCGAACUCAUCCGAACCCCUAUGGAAAUGCGUUACAUCCCUCUGAAAGUAGCCCUGUUCUAUCUCUUAAAUCCCUACACGGUCUUGUCUUGUGUUGCCAAGUCUACCUGCGCGAUCAACAACACCCUCGUUGCUUUCUUCAUUUUGGCUACAAUAAAAGGCAGUGCCUUCCUCAGUGCAAUUUUUCUUGCCUUAGCAACGUACCAGUCUCUGUACCCACUCACCUUGUUUGUCCCAGGACUCCUCUAUCUUCUCCAGCGGCAGUACAUACCAGUGAAAGUCAAGAGCAAAGCCUUCUGGAUCUUCUCUUGGGAGUAUGCCAUGAUGUAUGUGGGAAGCCUAGUGGUAAUUGUUUGCCUAUCGUUCUUCCUUCUCAGCUCCUGGGAUUUCAUCCCUGCAGUCUAUGGCUUCAUACUUUCUGUUCCAGAUCUCACUCCAAACAUUGGUCUUUUCUGGUACUUCUUUGCAGAGAUGUUUGAGCACUUCAGCCUCUUCUUUGUAUGCGUGUUUCAGAUCAACGUCUUCUUCUACACCGUCCCCUUAGCCAUAAAGCUAAAGGAGCACCCCAUGUUCUUCAUGUUCAUCCAGAUUGCUGUCAUCUCCAUCUUCAAGUCCUACCCAACAGUAGGGGACGUAGCACUCUACAUGGCUUUCUUCCCCGUGUGGAACCAUCUCUACAGAUUCCUGCGAAACAUCUUUGUCCUCACCUGUAUCAUUAUCGUCUGUUCCCUGCUUUUCCCUGUCCUGUGGCACCUCUGGAUUUAUGCGGGAAGUGCCAACUCUAAUUUCUAUUAUGCCAUCACACUGACCUUCAACGUUGGGCAGAUCCUGCUCAUCUCUGAUUACUUCUACGCCUUCCUGCGGCGAGAGUACUACCUCACACAUGGUCUCUACUUGACUGCCAAGGACGGCACGGAAGCCAUGCUUGUGCUCAAGUAGGCCUGACUGAGCACAGGGCUGCACGGACUUCAGGGGGAUGGAAAAGCCAGGAGCUGGACCGUGCCCUCCAACCAGGAUUGCCAGGAGGCUAGUCCCUGGGUAGAUGGGGGUUCAAGUCCAGGAUUACAAAUUCUUGGCACCAGAUGGGGGCCGUGGCUGGCCUGUGGGGAGGAUCCAGGAGCACCUCACCUUGGACCCCCACUUUGUGGCUUGCACACCAAGGAGCUCCCUCGUAGGCAGAAAGGAGGAAGAUGCAGGUGGGCAGGACUUGUUGGGUUGUGGCUACUUAAUAAAUGUUUUUGUUAUGAAGAUGUCUA
Loxodonta africana (African savanna elephant) is the source of this 1656-nucleotide messenger RNA. RefSeq names its product phosphatidylinositol glycan anchor biosynthesis class U (gene PIGU). Lineage: Eukaryota; Metazoa; Chordata; Mammalia; Proboscidea; Elephantidae. Bases 32 to 1339 code for a protein of 435 amino acids. Gene Ontology annotation, biological process: attachment of GPI anchor to protein. The record is from RefSeq and is a predicted model, not a curated record. Gene Ontology annotation, cellular component: GPI-anchor transamidase complex; membrane. The transcript is spliced from 12 exons.